AUGUUGAUGAAAAAAGUUAUUUUUUGGACCUUUAUGUCACUUAUAAGUGUCCAUAUUCAUGGUCAAAUUUUGAUACAUUCAUUUGAUAGCAGCAAAAUAAUUGAAGUCGUGUUGGAAAUCGUUGAGCAAUGUAAUACAAUUUAUGCAAACAGUUUAAUGCUUGCUGGCGCUUUUGACAGCCAUGACAUUCAGAGAUUUGCUAACAUAAGGCCAGUCAUUUGUUUUGACGAACACUCGGAUCAUUCGUUAAUCGAGAAAAGGAGCAAUCAAGUGAACAUCGAUCACAUAAAAACCACCUUAAUUUCAACGGAUUCAACGUCGGGGUUGCAAAAAAUGUUACAUCAAAUAAAGAAAUCAAAAUGGUGGAAUUCGUUUGGGCAUUUCAUUAUUUUGGACAAAUCAAAUGGACCCCAACACUGCGAUCAGGCGAGCGAAUUUUUGGAUAUCGCCUGGAGAAUGGAUUUGAUCAACACGGUUUUCAUAUGCGUUAACUCUGAAGACAAGGUCAUUAUUUACAAUUAUAAUCCGUAUAAUAACUGGACAAUGAAUGGCUGGACAUUGGAUAACGUCAUAACCAAAUCUGACAAUAAUAAUUGGUUCUUGUACGAACGAGAUUCUGCUUCAGCCAAUUUUAGUAAUUGUGAUGAGGUGUUCUUUGACAAGACUCUCCAUUUGGGCAACUACACUGGAAUAAGGGCGGCGACAGCUCUUCCUAAUGAAAAUAAAUGUGAUAUAUAUCGCGAUUACAAUAAAAGUAUAGCAAAAAAAUUUGACGUUUCGAUGGCUAAAAUGUUGUUCGAUAAGUUAGGUGUCCCGUUUAAUUAUAGUUGCAGUUUUGAGCAUAGUGGUCUCAAUUCGAAAGGUUUACAUUAUGGAAUAGUUAAAGAUCUCGCGGAUAACAAGUACGAUAUAAUGCUAAAUUACCGCUUUAGCUUAUACUCAAAUUCAACAGAAGCAUCUGCAAUCGUUUGUGAAAGUGGUUUUACAUUUGUCGGCAAUGAUCGCGGAUUUAUUUCAAUUUUCGAGGCGAUGAUACGUUUUUUCCGACCAUGGUUUUUGAUCGCUACCGCUGUUGUCAUGUUGAUAGCAAUAAUAACUCUGAGAGUUACUAUUGAACCAACUAUUUCAUCAGCAACACUUCAAGUAAUUAGUUUGUUACUCGGUGAUUCUCUCUCGGAAGUUCCAACUCGCUCUCCACCGCGAAUUAUUCUUGCAACAAUAUUUUUCUUCGUGCUUAUCUUUCAAACGAUCUUUAACAGUAACAUUCUGAAAUUUAUUAUGGAACCGACUACAAAUAAUUUGCAAACAUUUAGCGAAUUAGAAGAGAAGUCUGAUUUUGAUCUUUACUGCGUUCGAGGGUUUCAAAUGACUUUAAGUCCUGAGGUUUCAAAACGUUGCACCAUUAUCAAUAACACAUGCACUAUCCUAUCCAAUACAACAAACUCUGUUUGUGUCUAUGAACAGUAUUUGAACCUCGGUUUUGCCAAACAGUUUAACUUGUACACUUCUCAAGAUGUUGUUAACAAACGAUACUUAAUCUAUCGAAUGCGGAAAAAUUGGCCACUGAGUAGACGAGUCAAUAGCAUAUACACUCGGCUUUUCGAAAGUGGAAUUCCUAAAUAUAAUUUGGAACGUGCGGUUAGAAAAAUUUCAAAAACGGUUCACGUUAAUAAAGAACAUCGAGCUCUUGAAAUCGCUGAAAUGCUUUUCGUAUUUGAUAUGUUGAUGAUUGGAUCUGCUAUCGGGUUUCUCGUACUUUUUCUUGAAACAAUCGUGAAGGCUAUUCGUAACAGACGACGCAGGCAAUAUGUAGUUGAACCUCAACAAUUACCCAUGCCAGCCAUCGAAGGGUAA
This is a messenger RNA of Cotesia congregata, 1854 nucleotides long. Lineage: Eukaryota; Metazoa; Arthropoda; Insecta; Hymenoptera; Braconidae. The record is from the annotation of a GenBank genome assembly.